This is a messenger RNA of Galleria mellonella (greater wax moth), 724 nucleotides long. RefSeq names its product endocuticle structural glycoprotein SgAbd-2-like (gene CPR32). The record is from RefSeq and is a predicted model, not a curated record. Gene Ontology annotation, cellular component: chitin-based extracellular matrix. The coding region runs from base 73 to 543 and encodes 156 amino acids. Gene Ontology annotation, molecular function: structural constituent of chitin-based larval cuticle. The transcript has 4 exons. Lineage: Eukaryota; Metazoa; Arthropoda; Insecta; Lepidoptera; Pyralidae.
GCUCAAUCUGAAUAAUCAUUCUCAUCACACAUUCGCACAAGUUCAUCUAUUCACAUUUUGGUAAACACAAAAAUGAAAUCGUUCGUGGUAUUCUCUGCCCUUGUAGUGGUUGCUAUUGCUGCUCCACAGUUUCAGCAACCCUAUCAGCCCCAACAGCAGUAUGCCCAAAAUCAAGUGAUACCAAUCAUUAACCAAAGGACUGAUGUUGGCAUAAACGGAAAUUAUGAAUACAGUUACGAAACUGGUAACGGUAUUUAUGCUCAAGAGCGAGGUUAUCUGAAGAAUGCUGGUGUAAAGGACGCUGAAGCUCAAGUCGCAGAGGGUUCUGUCAGUUACACAUCUCCUGAGGGUGUUCCUAUUCAGCUCACAUACGUCGCUGAUGAGAACGGUUUCCGUCCUGAGGGUGCUCAUCUUCCUACACCUCCACCAAUCCCAGAGGCAAUUGCUCGUGCUCUCCAGUACAUCCAGUCACAGCCUCAACAACAGUAUCAAUCACAACAGUAUCAACCCCAGCAGCGACAGCCUUCCAACUUCUUUGGUUAAAGCGUGACCUCUCUCGGUUUUAGCUUAGUUCGGAUAUUUGUAUCAAUUACACUGAUGAAUAGGAGUACAAAUACAAUGUAAUAUUGAACUGAUGUAAUUAGUGUAAGUACGAAUAUCGAUCAAUAACUGUGAUUAUAUGUAAUAAUAAACAAGAGAUUAAUAAAUACAAGUAUUACAUUUA